AUGGACGAGGUCGAAUCAGAGCGCAAUAUCAAUCUGGAGCGACCUCUAGCACUCGAAAAAUGGAGAGCACUUGGAGCAAUCAAGGCGUUCUCGGGAGCCAGCUUUGUUACGGAAGACGGCUUGGAGCUGGAUGAUGAAAGAAUAUCGAAAGAAACAAGAAAAUCACUGCCUCAGAAGCGCUCGAUAAUUGACGAAGAUGUAUUGCUUGCCGAAGCAGUGUUAGCGUAUGCGGCAAGAAUCGACGGGUUUUCUGACAUUCCAAACACAUACGCUGAAGCACGUGCAAGUGAUGAAGCAGUGGUGUGGCGAGCAGCAAUGAAGACUGAACAAAACGGCAUUUGGUCAAUUGUAUCGCGCAGAACUGCUCGUCCGAUUGGAUAUUGA
Plasmopara halstedii is the source of this 384-nucleotide messenger RNA. RefSeq lists its product as uncharacterized. The transcript has 2 exons. The record is from RefSeq and is a predicted model, not a curated record. The coding region runs from base 1 to 384 and encodes 127 amino acids. Lineage: Eukaryota; Oomycota; Peronosporomycetes; Peronosporales; Peronosporaceae.